This is a messenger RNA of Baudoinia panamericana UAMH 10762, 2049 nucleotides long. RefSeq lists its product as uncharacterized. The coding region runs from base 1 to 2049 and encodes 682 amino acids. Gene Ontology annotation, biological process: proteolysis. The transcript is spliced from 7 exons. The record is from RefSeq and is a predicted model, not a curated record. Gene Ontology annotation, molecular function: serine-type endopeptidase activity; tripeptidyl-peptidase activity. Lineage: Eukaryota; Fungi; Ascomycota; Dothideomycetes; Mycosphaerellales; Teratosphaeriaceae.
AUGCUCUUACCUACUCUCGCAACAGGCCUGCUCAUCGGCAGUGCCGUGUGCACUACUCAUGUAGUGCACGAGAAGAGAUGGCAGCCGCCGAUGAAUCGCGGGUCUCGGCUCGAUCCGAAUGCCAUUGUCCCGCUCCGCAUAGCACUGAAGCAGAGCAAUCUUGAGACUGGCUAUGACCGGUUGAUCGAUGUUUCGCAUCCUUCGUCUGCAAAUUUCGGGAAGCACCUCUCAACUGCAGAAGUGCACGAGCUCUUUGCUCCUGCUGCAGAAACUACAAAGACUGUGAAGGACUGGCUGUUGAACGCUGGAGUUUAUCCAGGCGCUGUCAAGGAGUACGUGAACAAAGGCUGGCUUGCGGUUGAUGUUCCAGCCAAGAUAGCCGAAAGUCUGCUGUCCACCGAAUAUUACGAGCACGACAGUAACGAUGGUGUCAAGAUCGGCUGUGAUAGCUACUCACUGCCUGCUCAUGUCUCCAAACAUGUCGAUUUCGUCAAGCCUGGAGUCAAGCUCUCGCCACCAAUGAAGAAGCGAACGCUAGAGAAGCGCCAAAACUUUCCUCAUGGAGGACCGCCUUCAGGACCUAGAGGUCCGCCCGGGCCCAUUUGGCAACCUCACUCACCCCCUGAUCGGAAUCCUGGCUGGCACAUGCCACCUGGAGCUCAAAGUCUGCCUCCCGAACUGCAAGCGUGCAGUGUCAACAUCACACCACCGUGCAUUAAGGCCCUGUACCGCAUUCCAAAUGCCACGCUAGACACGCCGGGCCAGGAGAUGGGACUGUACGAGACGUACGAUGCGUUUUCGCAGGCGGACAUUGACCUCUUCUUCGAGCAUUUUGCGCCGUACGUGCCGCAAGGCACCUCACCCACUGUCCUAUCUGUGGACGGAGGUACUGCACCGGUUCCCGCAGCAAGUGUUCGCAAUGGCGGCGAAAGCGACAUAGACAUCACGCUAGCUUACAGCCUGAUCUACCCACAAUCCGUCACGGUAUACCAGGUCGACGACCUGCCGAACAGUUCUGGCAUGACAAAUGUAACAGGCUUCCUCAACACAUUCCUCGAUGCCAUUGACGGCAGCUACUGUGGCUACAGCGCAUACGGCAUCACCGGCGACUCACCGGGCAUCGACGCCACCUAUCCAGACAACUCCAAUCUGACCGGUGCUUACAAGGGUCAGCUAGAAUGCGGCACAUACAAACUCACCAACGUACUGUCUGUGUCGUACGGUGAAGCAGAAGCAUACCUGCCAAAACCAUACGUAGAACGCCAAUGCAACGAGUUCAUGAAGCUUGGUCUUCAAGGACAUUCCAUCCUCUUCGCGUCUGGCGACUACGGCGUAGCGAGCUUUCCGGGAAGCAACGAGAACGAGUUCGGUUGUCUCAGCGCGCCAGGCAUGAACGGCACAAUCUACAACCCAGACUAUCCCGUUGGUUGCCCGUACAUUACGGCGGUCGGAGCGACUCGACUCUACCCAAAUCAAACCGUGUACGAUCCCGAGAGCGCCAUGCAAGUGAAUUUGCAGUCCGGUAACCGCAGUGCUGCGUAUGAGUUCUUCGCCACCGGAGGUGGUUUCUCAAACCUGUUCACGCCGCCAUCGUAUCAAGCGCAAGCCGUAGCGAACUAUUUGGCCAAGUAUGGUCCUGACGUGCCUUCCUACGUCGCAAACAGCACGGGUACCAAUUAUGGCGAGAACGGCGGCGUAUUCAAUCGUGCCGGCAGAGGUUAUCCCGAUGUCGCAGCCAAUGGUGCAUACCUUCUAGACUACACCAACCAGACGUUGGAGCACUGGUUCGGGACUAGUCUAUCGUCGCCGAUCUUCGGUUCCGUCCUCACGCUCAUCAACGAGCAACGAGCACAGGUCGGCAAGGGACCGGUUGGCUUCGUCAACCCCACCCUUUACGCCAAUCCGCAAGUGCUCAAUGAUAUCACCAAUGGCAGCAACCCGAACUGCGGAAGUUCUGGCUUUGAGACCGCUCCCGGCUGGGAUCCUGUGACGGGGUUGGGCACGCCAAACUACCCUAAGAUGCUCGAACUUUGGAUGAGACUCCCGUAA